CCUGUUUCUAAAAGCCACAUGUAUCGAAAAUGCGCCUUGCUCACACGCCCGAUGCAGACAUGACCAAGACACUUAAAAUUCACGCGUACGAAUUCGCCGGAACGUGGAUCAACCACCUCUUCGUUGAUAUCAUGCCCUACUACGUCGUGAUCAGGCUGUUUGACGCGUACCUCCACCAAGGCAUCCAAAUGCUGUUCAGGUUCGGUCUCGCGUUGUUAUACAGGUUCCAGGACCAACUCCUCAAAUGCUGCAAGAAAGAGGACUUUCUGAAAACCAUCAAGGACCAAAUCCAGCAGACCAAGCUCCCUUGUGAAAUAUUCAAGUUGGCGUGGAAAUUCAAGAUCAAGUCGAGCAUCCUCAAUUGGAGCACCAUCAAAGCCAUGAAAAGGUGCGAGUUCUCGGAUUUGUCAAAAAUCACCAAGUCACCGCAACUCUCCUAUCAACCGAAGCUGAACUUCUCGAGUAAAAUCAUUGACGAUAGCUACUGGAGGCUGAUCUACUCCUGGAUACCAAACAGGCACAGAAUUAAGGACCCGGUGCUUUUAUUCGGUGAGAGUGGAAAACCUGAGUUGAGCCUUAAAAAAAUGUACAAGGUCACUGAGGAUUGGGCGCCAACAGUCCUCCUCGUCAAGUCGGCUCAAGAUCGAGUAUUCGGAUUCUUCAUGUCUUGUCUGUGGCGAAUGACCAAGCAACACGAACACAUCGGCACGGAGGAAUGCUUCCUGUUCCAGUUAAUUCCGGACAGAGAAAAAUACGGCUGGCAACCAAAAUCCAAUAAUAUAUUCCUAAUUGCCCAAGAAGAGCUGUUCUCUAUGGGCGCCGGACAAGAUGGGUUUGGCCUGUGCGUCUGCGCCAACGGCAUGGGCAGUAGCGAGGCCUGCGAAACGUUUCAAAACAGGCCUCUCAACGGAGAUGGCCCAAGGCUGUUCCGCUGCACCGAACUGGAAGUGUUCGGGUUUGAGUGAAGCGCGUGGCUUCGCGCAUAUCAGCUCCACUGUGUAUGUAAACGGUACAUACGCGCGCAAUGCGCCUUCUCAAGGAGAACCGCCUCUCCAAGGCAAUGCACUGAGAGCGGAAGAAGAGCCGGCGGUUCGCCCAGGGCACUGUCGCUUGGAUUCCUUGUUCUCGAGAAACCACCAAUAAACAUGCCAAAAAAUUUUUUUUAUUUUUAA
Schistocerca gregaria is the source of this 1172-nucleotide messenger RNA. RefSeq names its product GTPase-activating protein skywalker-like. The transcript is spliced from 3 exons. The record is from RefSeq and is a predicted model, not a curated record. NCBI's taxonomy places the organism in Eukaryota, Metazoa, Arthropoda, Insecta, Orthoptera, Acrididae. The coding region runs from base 30 to 965 and encodes 311 amino acids.